AGUUGUUCUUUACUCUGAGUGAAAUGUUAACAAAUGCCGUUGUCCCUAUAUGUCUCUUCUUCUUAUUUAUUUUAAAGUAUAUAGAGUGUGACUGUCCGACUAUAGAAACUGUUGAAAAUCUCAUCACAGUAUAUCAUCAGAAUGAAACCGACCUAACUCUUAAACAUUACUGUUAUAGACCUCAAAUCGAAGGCUUCGAUUCACCAAAGUCUAUUCUAAAGCAUACUACUUAUGAGUGCAUAAAUGAUGUUUGGAUACGAGCCGAUGAUAAAAACGAAGCACCUUGUGAAAACUAUAUAUGUGAGAAGAUCAAAGUUGCUGGUUCAUACUCUGGUAUUUACUCGUAUGAAGCAACCAGCGUCGAUUGCCCCCAACCCCAUUACAAAAGCCCUAAUGUUUAUCUAUUCAAAUAUUUGACAUUAAACAAAUGGAGACUUAGUACUACCUGUGCUACGAGUGGGUCGGGCCAUAAUGGUCCGGCAGAUCAAUUUCCUUUUACAACUGCCACUAACACUUGGUCAAACAGCAAAGUUCAAUGCAUUAAAUGGACAGAUUGCUAUAUGACCAGUAAAGGUGAAGAUUAUGUUGGAAAAACAAAAUUAGGAAUCUGUACUCCUUGGCCAAGUUCUCAACCGAAUUUACCAGAUAUUCAUCCUAGUCAUGCUGAGAAUUUUUGUCGAAACCCAGGAUCAUCCAAUGACGAACCAUUUUGUUAUGAUGGCGCUGUAAAACAACUAUGCAAUAUGAAAAACUGUGGAUUUUGUGAAGCUCCCCUUCUUAAUGGCGAUAGAGAGAUUCGUCUUAGUAAAAAAAGCUUUCUUAGGCAUGGUGAAACGGUUGAUUAUACAUGCGAAGACUGGUUCAGAACGUGGGAAGGCAAAUUAGAGAGGGAAAAGACUUUUAAAUGUUUGAAUGGAGUUUUGGAAAAUUUCGAUUCAUCAGAUUGUACAGAAUCUUCUAUCUUCGGUCAAGAUGAUAUACUUAUGAGAUAUUUCUUUGACUUUACUCAUUCAUUUCACAUAAAUGGGGGAAGUUAUACUUCUAACUAUGGUCAAACAAAAACAGUACACGUUGACACGACCAAUUUUAAUGUUCUGUCGAAAGAAGACAUACAUCAACACUGGAAUUCUAUAUCCAUAACUCAACAGGUAGCCACACAAGCGUGCGCAUUAAGAUUUGACGAAGCUAGCCCAAUAACCACCAACAUAACAAUUGAUAUAUGGUUUCAAGCAGAAAAAGUUAAUCCUGGCUCAUACAUCAAUUUAUUUAAACAAUCUAAUUUGCUGUCCAUUGCCAUUGCCGCAUUUAGUUCGGCGUCAUUACAAUUGUUUGUGUCAAUCCAAGGAAGACUUGUAUGGAAUAAAUCAAUAGACAAAGAUAUUCUAUAUAACUUGGUGAUAACAAUACAAAACGGACAAGAAAACAUAUAUUUAAAUAGCAAUUCUGAAAAUGAAAGGUCUAACAGCAUAUUGACUCUGUCUGGCCCAGCAGAAGCAGUUUGUUGUGGAAAUACAGGUUCAUCAGGAAGCAGUUCUAAUUGUGUGGAAAAUAUUGUUCAUAUUUUGGGUCUUAAAACAAUUCAGAAACACUUUUCUCAUUCCGAAGUGAAAGAUAUGUAUCAAACAACAAAUGGAAGAAAGUUUUAUUUUAGUCUUUCAAAUGUCGCUAUUGAUUGUAAAGAUGCACCUUAUAGCGGUGACUACAGUAUCGAAUAUAAGGCCAGCUUUAACCUACAUGGUAUGUGCGAUGCGUCGCAUGAACUUCAUAGAAAUUAUAUAAGUGUUGAAAGAAAUGGAAAUGCAGAAUGUAACAGCGGUAUUUGUACAAUUGAAUAUAAAUACGGAAAAGGAGGUAAUACACCUUAUGAGCAAGUCAAAGAUGUAGUCAAUGCCUCACCAUAUUGCUAUCAAGAAGUUAAGAUAUCUUGUACAAGUAGUUACAUGGUUAGUAAAUCCAUUUCAUGGGUUUACGAAAGUAAUAAUGUUGAGAAAACUAGUACUGAUUGGGCAUAUGACACUGAUAGUAUGUGCAAGAAUGAAGAUCCUAGAAUGCCUUGUAAAUGCGAUAAUAUGGGUUCUCCGACUAUGGAUUAUGGAAAUAUUGUGAAUAAAGAGAAGUUACCAAUUAAAGCGAUCAAGUAUGCUCCUCCCACAAAUGAUUUAUCUUUAGAGAUAAGCAUUGGUCCUUUAGUUUGUGUAUCUUAUGGCUAUUUUACCGGUGGUCUUAUAAAUCCAUGCUCAACUAAUCCUUGCGGAGAUCACGGAAAUUGUUACUUAAAAACAACUUCAACUUACGGUUGUCAUUGCCAUCCAGGUUAUCCUGUUGAACUUGAUGAACAUUGUAAAAUACCGAAAGUUUGUACAAAUCUUACUGCUACUGGCGACCUAACUGUAACGUACGAUCCUCCUGGGCAAUUACCAGUUUACGGCUCAAAAGCGUUGAUUAAUUGUACAAAUACAGUAUUUUUAGAAUCAUCAUUAAGCUCACAAGAAUCCUACUGUUACUCAUCCGGUUCAUGGUCGGGAGAGAAUACGCUUUCGUGUUACUUGAACUGCCCCGAGAAUUUUGUUCUUUACAAUGAAACUUGCUAUUGGCCAUCGCAAUCCGUAAAUCUUGUUGGCACAAGAGACGAAGCUAAAUAUAUAUGCGAACAGCUAGAUUCAACAUUAGCAAAGCUAGAGGACGUAAACUUGGCAACAUUGAUAAGAACUCAUUACGAAUUUGGUUCGACAAGUGCGCUUAUUGGUUUGUUUAGAAAGAGCGGAGCUAUCGUUUGGUCUGAUGAGUCACCUUUGACUGAACAUUCAUUAUGGGCGGCGAGUGCAAAUGACCUUACAGAAAAUAAAUGUGUUCAUGCCUCGUUAUGUAACUCUUCAAAUCCUUUAAAAUAUCAUGUCGUCGGCUGUGAAAGUGUCGCACCAUUCUUAUGCCAGGCAACUAAAUGUCCAGAGUUUUCAACGUUUAAUAAUUUCAAUUUGAGUUUGCUUGCCAAAAAAAACUAUCAUGUAGGCGACACUGAAAUUUUAACUUGUAACAACGAAUAUUCAUUAAACGGUGCAUCGAUAGUACAACCUCUACUUUGUGGCUCAGACGGAUCCUGGAAUUUGUCAUCGGCAGAAUGCACACUUCAUAAUUGCGCAGUUACUCCGCCGGCGGUGGCUAAUGCAAAGAUUGUCUCAAUAUUCGGAACACAUACAUUAGGUGCAAUUAAAGAAUAUAUAUGUAAACCUGGAUACGAGAAUGGUUUUCCCGAAAAUCAUCGAUUUGUAUUAACAUGUACACUGAACGAUUGGGCUUGGUUUAAUAAUACAGCAGCCACUUGUAAUAGGUAUGCUCAAAAGUAUAUUGAUAUUGAUGGACCAGAUGGUAAACAUAAACCACUAAGCGUAAAUUGCCAUUUUGGUUCACCUAUUUUGACAAGACUACAAUUUAAUUUUCAGACUCAAGAAAACACUACCUUUGAUUUGGGUUAUUCGUUUGAACUAAUUGAACAGUUUAAAAGUCUAUUUUAUGUGUGUACUCAAGAUGUUGAUAUUGAAUGUGCCUCUAAACAUCAUAUUUCAAACAUUAUGGUAGCAACACCCGAAUCAGCAUUUUUUAGUAUAUCUGACGAAGUGACAAAUCGUAUAUGCGAUUAUCCUGGUCCGAAUUAUCGCCCCUGUCAAUGUAUGUUUGACGAUGAAGAUAGUGGCUAUAUAAUAGGAAAGAGUAGAGUACCAAUUUAUAAAGUAUAUUGGCCUAAUGGAUAUGAAUUUGAACUGAAUUUCGGUGCUCUUAAAUGCUAUUCAAAUAAACAUAACUACUGUCAACAAGAUACUUGUCAUAAUGGAGGAACGUGUUUUCCACAGAACAUCUCUCCGCAUUAUGAAUGUAUUUGCGCACCAGGCUAUUCAGGCAACAACUGUGAGAACAAAAUAAAUUGUGGAAAUCUCACAACGGUACAUGAUGGAAUCUGGGUUUAUCAAACUCUGACAGAGUAUUCUCACUUAGCAACUCUGGCUUGUAAGGAAAACUUUUAUAUUUCAACUCAACCGGAAACGGAGAUUAUGUGGGCUCCAAAAAAUAUAACCAACGUAGCUUGCCUAAAGACAGGCAGCUGGAGUACACAAAGUUAUAAGUGCCAACAUUACUGCCCUCUACCUUUUCGUCCUACAACAAAGACUCAUAGAUGUUUCUAUCAUUCAUCUUUUGAUGGCGUUGCUAAUGCUAAAGCUAGUUAUGUUCAUGCUAAAAAUCAUUGUGAAAGUAAUCAUGGCUUAUUGAUCUCUAAAGAAGCAAUAGAGGAUGGGACGUCAGAGUUUCUUAGGGAAUAUUCGAAAGAUGUUGAACCUUCGGGGAAAAUAUUUAUAGGAGCAAGAAAAAGAGAUAAUGAGUUUUUCUUCGAAGGUAGAAAUGACACUGUGGAAUCAAUUCAGAAUGUUUUAAACAGCAAUGUAGGAGAAUGUGUUAUUUACUUGAGGCCAGCAGCAAAAAUUUUUGAAUCCCAAGAUUGCUCUACACCUACUACAUUUGCUUGCGAAUAUUUCGAGUGCUCCACACCUCCUUCAAAUUACACCUACUCAACUUUUGUCGAAAAAUCAGGAUUCGCUUAUCUGGACAAGGCAACAUACAGUUGCCAAUUAGGAUACGAAGUAUUAGACAAUGACCUAAGAUAUAAGAAUCUUACUUACAUAUGUGGAUCUGAGCGUAUCUGGAUUCCAACUGGAGCUUCAGACUGUUCCCUUGUCGAUUGUAAGGAGCCAGCUAUCGUUAAAUAUUCUACUAAACAUGUUGAAGGAACAAAAUAUCAACAAACAGUUAAUUAUACUUGUGCAGAGCAUUUCGAAAUGAUUGGAAAUGAUAGAAUCCAUUGUCAGGACAACGGAAGUUGGACUGAAAGUCCAAUCUGCAAUAGAGUAACUUGUCCUGAUCCUGGUGAACCAACAAAUACAACUCGUAUAACCAACGAUUUUCUAGUUGAUACCAAUAUAACAUAUACAUGUACAACUGGAAACGUACACGUGGGUGGCGAUAUUGUAAGAAAAUGCACUGAAAACGGAACGUAUACUGGUCAGGAGCCCGUUUGCGAAUAUGCAUCAUGCGGAAACUUUCCACUAAUAGCCAAUGGACAGGUUAACUUGACAAUUUCAUUACAUACUUUCUAUCAAGCAGUAGCAACUUACUAUUGUAAUCGGUAUUUCUCAUUGGUAAACUCUAGUACGACAACUUGCCUCGCUAACGGUUCCUGGUCAACUUUACCAUCUUGCAAGAGAGUUGAAUGUCCUGAACCUCCCCCCGUUAUAAAUUCAACUAGGCUACCAGUCACUCAAAUUUUUCCAUUAAAUAUUACAAUAACAUAUUCAUGUGUUUUGGGUUAUUAUUGGUUUAGUGGAAAUUUAAGUAGAACAUGUUUGGACAAUGGAACUUGGACUGGUGAAGCUCCCACGUGUCCAAUUGUUGAUUGUAAGUCUCCUCCUACUAUUAAUAAUGGAGGUAGAAACUUUACUAUGACAAAAUAUGAAGAUAGAGCGGAUUAUUUCUGUGAUCAGUAUUUCGUCAUUGCCAAACAUAACUUUUCAACUUGUCAGGCUAAUUUUACUUGGAGUGAAAAACCACACUGUGUACGUACACAUUGUCCACCUUUGCCAGAUGUAAAUCUAACAACACGAAUUGAUUAUGGAACGAAAAUAGGAGAAAAUACUACUUUUGAUUGCGUUACAGGUUAUAAUCUUACUGGUGGUACCUUUGUUCGAACAUGUUUAGAUACUGGACUUUGGACGGGCGCUCCUCCAGUUUGCCUUAGACUAAAUUGCGGAUUCCCUGAGAAAGUCGAUAAUGCAACUAUAAAUUGGCAUAAUUUCCUCUACAAUGAUACAAUUAGAUGGGAUUGCGACGAGGGAUAUCAAAGAAAAAGUGGCGAUCAUGAGCAUACAUGUCUAGCCAGCGCUCUAUGGAGUGGUGAAACACUGGUCUGCGAAAGAAUAUCUUGCGGCGAUCCAGGAACUACUGGAAAUGGAACAAGAAGAUAUACGAAUUUCUUAUAUCAAGGAGUUGUUAAUUAUGAAUGUCAUCCUGGUUUUACAAAUGUAACGGGUUUCCUAAGUCUUGAAUGUGAAUCAAAUAAAACUUGGUCUCAUCCAUCCGCCGUGUGCGAUCGAGAUACUUGUUCAGAUCCUCCAACUAUUUACAAUUCGACCAGAAAGGGUUCCUUCUACUAUAACGAUACUAUUGUCUAUGAAUGCGAUACAGGAUAUGAGCUAACCAGCGGAAACUUGUCUCUUCAGUGUAUUCUAGUUAAUGAUAGUCUUAUUUGGAAUGCACCCUGGCCAGUUUGCAAAAAGGUUUCUUGCGGUCCGGCGUCACAGGUAGACCAUGCCAGCUACAAGGAAACGUCAUUCUCUUAUUUAGAUUACGUAAAUUACACUUGCUAUCCUGGCUAUUAUAAAACUAAAGGAGUGUUUAUAAUACAAUGUUUAGAAGAUAGGAAAUGGAAUGGCACAUUACCAGUUUGCGAAAAAAUAACUUGCGGUGAUCCUGGAGAUAUUAGUAAUGGUGAGAAAAGUGGGCAAUUCUUAUUUGAAGAUGUUGUUACUUAUGUAUGCGAUAAUGGUUAUGAAAAAAUUAGCGGAAAUCUUCAAAUUAAAUGUGACGCUGAUAAAGUCUGGAGAGAUGAAAAGCCAGUUUGCGAAAGGGUCAAUUGUACAGUUCCAGAAGUUAUACCAUUUGCAGUAAUUGAAGGAGAUUCUUAUCGUUUCGGAGAUAGUUUGAAAUAUAUUUGCCAAGAUGGAUUCUCAACAGACGACGGAAAAGUAGUUACUAGAAUUUGUCAAGCAAAUCGGGAAUGGACUGGAACACUUCCUAUUUGUAAGAGAUUGGCUUGCGGUAAACCGGAAAAUCCAACUAACGCUAUCGCAUAUGGAGAAGAAUACGUUUUUCAGUCGAAAAUCUUUUAUAAAUGCUUCGAGGGACACGAACAAAGCGAAGGAGAUAAAGAAAUUAUUUGUCAAGCUGAUACCAGUUGGUCAGGUUCUCCAAUUAGUUGUGAACCGAUAGAAUGUCCAGAGCCUCCUAUUGUCUUUAAUGCACAAGUAUUUGGUCAGAAUGGAUUUGGUCAGGAAAAAACUUAUUCAUGCAAUUUUGGCUAUAUUUUAAAAUCAGGAGAUUUGACAAGAAAAUGCCAAGGCGAUAAAAGUUGGUCGGGUGCAUCUCCUGUUUGCGAAUUACCACCUGCAACGACUCCAAAACCUACAGACAAAUUUGAUCCUAAUCCCAAGCCAACUGAUCCUCCCGUAAAACAAGAAGAUGUUAUUUGUCAAGGACUAGCUGUCGUACCCAAUGCGAACAAAUAUGGCCCUGAAGGCUAUGUUUCAAAAGGUUUAUACGUUACUUUUGUCUGUCACGAAGGAUAUGAAUUUAUAGAAGAUUCAACUUUACAAUCGAUCAAAGUCUCCUGCUUAGGAGAUCGCUGGAGUCGAGGAGUACCUCAAUGCAAAGCAAUUGUUUGCCCAUCUCCAUCUGUUAUUCCACACGCCAUCAUUUCAAAACCGGAAGUAUUCUUGAUUGGAUCUACUGUUGAAUAUACCUGUCCAAUUGGUAUGGAAUACGAAGAUCGUGGUAUAAGUAGAACUAUUACUUGUUUGGCAACAAAAAAAUGGUCUUAUGAUGCAAAACUUUGGAGAUGUCGAGAUAUUUUAUGCAAAUUUAAGAUUCUCGAAGGAUUGGAAUAUGUUGAUCGGGUUAUUAAAUACCCGGGUGAAUAUUUUAUGAAAUGUCCAAAAGGUCAACUUCAUACUGACGGUAGAGAAGGCGUUUGGUCAUUCUGUAAAUUGUCAGGUGCUAUGCACCCGAGGAGUCCAUCUUGUGGAAUAAAUCGUUGCGGACCACCUCCUGAAGUUAAAAAUGCUAUUGUAAAACAGCUUGUUUCAGAGUCAUAUUCUUUGAUAGAAUGUGAACCUGGUAUGAGAUUUCCCGAUGGACAAGUGAGAAAGAUCUUAAACUGUACUAAAUCUUUAGCCUGGGUUCCUUCAACGCUUAGGCCCUGUUCCCAAACAAAUUGCAAACCACCACCUUUCGUUAUUAACGCUACUGAUAAUCGUCCGUCAGUAUUUCCAAUGAAAACUGUCAUCAAAUAUAGUUGCUUUAAGCAACAUUCGUUCCCCGAUGGUAGUCUUAAGCUAUCUAUAACCUGUAACGAAAAUUCCGAAUGGUCAAAUAAGGAUCCUCCAGCCUGUAAACAAACGUUCUGUUCGUCCGCAGAUUUCAGUUCUACUUUGAAAGUCAACUCUUCAUCAGUUUCUCAUAUAGCGGAAACUAAACUUAAAAUACAAUGUAAUAACGAUUCGAGAUUACCUGACGGUACUCAGCAAACAAUAAUAACAUGCUUGGAGAUUGGUAAAUGGUCUAGUGAAGUCGGAAAUUGUUUAACUAAUCGAUGUCCAUCGGCACCAUAUCCAGCCAAUAGUAUCCGAAAGGGAAAUACAACUGACUUGGACAGUGUUUGGGAGUAUACGUGUAAAGAAGGUCAUAAAUUUGCCAAUUCAAACGCCCGUAAAUGGGGAAUAAAGUGUAAUCCUGGUUCGCAAUGGAAUAAUACAGUUCCCGAUUGCGUUGAAAUAGUCUGCGGUACACCAUAUAAAUUACCACAUGCUGAAGCUAUUUAUUCAACUAUCAAUAUGAAUUCUAUUGUAAAAUAUAAAUGCUUGAAAGGAUAUCAAUUUAAACUGGGAGCGCAAACACCGAAAAGUGAAAUUCAAACACAAAUAAAGGGAAUCUGUCAAGAGAACGGUCAAUGGGCAAUCAGUAUCUUCUUUAGGCAAAUAGGCUGUGUUCUCAUAACAUGUCCAGCUGUUAUUGUUGUGGAUAAUGCUGUACCUUCAAAUCUUAGCACAUCGUACGGUAAUACGAUUGUGUACACGUGUCGAACUGGAUAUCAACUGGAUUCAGAAAAAGGAAAUUCUGCAAUAUCCUCUAGGGUUGCAAAUGCAACUAAAAAUGAUACAAGCCUUCCGGCUUCAACAUCUAUGUUUUGCAAUGAAAAUGGAGAAUGGAUAGGCGUAUUGCCAUCUUGUAAAAUAUCUCACUGUUUGAAUGUUAUUGUAUCUACAAAUAUUAAAGCGAACACAACAAAGACAUCUUCUUGGACAUAUGCAAAUUUCUCUUGUCCGCAAAAUUAUAAGACAACUAUAGUCGAAGACGGUAAAACCGUAACAAAGGAUUGGUUUGUAUCAUAUUGUAAACCUUCAGGAAAUACGGUUAGUUGGGAACCAUCGCCGAAAGAAUGCUCAGAUUCAAGUGAUAAUACUCCAACGGAAGCUGCAGAUGCUAAUACUUACGGAAGCGUGGCUAUAGCUAUGAUGAGCGUUACAUUUGGUGGAAUUGUACUUGUUGAUAUACUAACUAUAAAACGUGAUAUUUUACUUUUAGCACAAAAUUUAACGAAAGCAUUCGGUCAAGGUCCUUGGAGUAAAUUCUUGGCUCAGAAUGCUAAGCAAGUACCUCGUGUAAGUACGUCCCAGCUACGUAAUAUCCUCUUUCCAAAUCAGCCUCCUCAAGGUCCACCAGUUGGUCAGAACUAUUCUCAACUCUCUAAUAGAUUUUUAGAACUUAGAUCAUAA
Messenger RNA from Dimorphilus gyrociliatus, 9593 nucleotides. Lineage: Eukaryota; Metazoa; Annelida; Polychaeta; Dinophilidae. The record is from the annotation of a GenBank genome assembly.